Messenger RNA from Lottia gigantea (owl limpet), 846 nucleotides. RefSeq lists its product as hypothetical. Gene Ontology annotation, cellular component: nucleus. Gene Ontology annotation, molecular function: protein methyltransferase activity. NCBI's taxonomy places the organism in Eukaryota, Metazoa, Mollusca, Gastropoda, Lottiidae. The transcript has 9 exons. The record is from RefSeq and is a predicted model, not a curated record. Bases 1 to 846 code for a protein of 281 amino acids. Gene Ontology annotation, biological process: protein methylation.
AUGACCGAAGAAGAAAAUAAAGUUUUGUCUGAUAUUCAUGUUUCCACGCAUUAUGAAGAAGUAAAUGGUGCAAAUUCCAAGAAAAGAGUUGUGUCAAGAUUUGUUUUUACUUUACCAAUAUCAGAAGAGAUAGAUUCUGACCAUGAUGAAAAUCUCAAAGAUCAUAAUUUAGAAACAGUUUUAGCAGAUGUUGGUCUUCAGAUUUGGUCUGGUUGUUUGUUAUUAUGUGACUAUAUAAUAUAUAACAAUACAGAAUUUAUAAAUAAAACAAUAUUAGAUCUAGGAGCAGGAUGUGGUCUAUCUAGUAUUGUAGCUGCCAUGUUUGCUUCUACAGUAUACUGUACAGAUUAUAGUGAUGAUAUAUUAGAUCUAGCUAGAGAAAAUAUUGAAUUAAAUAAUCACCUAAUACCAGAUUUAGACAACAUUAUAGAGAUUAGGAAGCUGGAUUGGAUGAACUGGGGUUGUGUAAAGAAAGAGAAUGAUUUAUCCGUGAAAGAAGCUAGUGAAGUGGAAGUUUUUAUAGCAGCGGAAGUGAUCUAUGAUAUAGAUUUAACAACAGCUCUGUUUAACACCAUAACUUAUCUGUUAGACUCAUCCUCAAAAACUGUUUAUAUAUCAUUGGAAAAAAGGUGUAAUUUUAGUGUAAAUGAUUUAACAGUAGUGACUCCAGCGUAUUCUCAUUUCCUAGAAUGUCUAGAGAUUCUUCAAUCGAACCUACAGUCAGCAGAUUGUCGGCUGGAAUAUAACAGAGUCAGCUGUGAUUUUCCUCAAUAUUUUAAAUAUUCCAGGCUUAAAGAGUUGGAACUGUGGAAGAUAACAUCAAAGAAAAGAUAUCCAAAAAGAUGA